Messenger RNA from Leptopilina boulardi, 4755 nucleotides. RefSeq lists its product as uncharacterized. The transcript is spliced from 2 exons. NCBI's taxonomy places the organism in Eukaryota, Metazoa, Arthropoda, Insecta, Hymenoptera, Figitidae. The record is from RefSeq and is a predicted model, not a curated record. The coding region runs from base 1189 to 3087 and encodes 632 amino acids.
ACAUGUUUGCCUGAUGCUCUUGUACAUGAGUUGGUGAAUGAAUAUGUGCAAGAUCUGUGCACGAUGUUGCACAAGAUCGUGUACAUGAUUUUGUACAAGUUUUUUUUAACUGCGUUGGUCCUUUUUAGUUCUGUAUAAGACUGACGAAUUUUUUCUGGUGGCAGAAGAGCCAAAUCCAUCAAUUGUUUGAUAGUAUGCUUUCCUUUCUCACUUGUUUUAAGAUAUCGUUUUAAUCCGAUUGAGAAAAGCGAAGUGAAAAAUUCCCGAAAAAUUAUUAUAAUUAGAUAUACCCAAGUUCGAAAUACGAGGAUUGUCAAUCCGGACCAAUAUUGGCCAAGUAAUAUCUACUAUAGUACUUUAAAUGUUUUUAACUCAAAUAUUUAUCAGAAUCAAUGUGUGUCAGGGCCACAUAAAACCAAAAUAUUGUGUAAAUUUGGUAUAAAUAAAUCAAUUUUAUCUUCGUAUAGUGGAAGGAGCACCCAUACGCAUCGGAUUAAGGAAACGUAUGGGGAAUCAGAACGAAAAUUUGCAGGAAACUUGCCGUACAAACAUGUAGCAAGUUUGGUUCAACCAACAAAAUUUCGUUCUACAUCAAGGAAGUUAGGCAAGCUUCCAGAAAACUUGUAAAAAGCUUGCUGCAAGUUCUUAUAAUAUUUGAAAAAAAAUUUAGAAAUAAUUUGUUCCUGAAUAAAUAUAAUUAUAAAAUGAAAAUUUGUUGUUGAUUGUUUGUCGAAAUGAUUGAUGAUGGUUUAUUAAUAAGGUGACCAUCCGUCCCGGAUUUCGCGGGACCGUCCCGCAUUUGAGCCUCGCGUCCCGCAUUGGUUCACGUCCCGCGAAACGUCCCGCAUUUUUAGAAAAAGUCCCGCAUGUCCCGCAAAAUUGUUAAGAAUGUACUGCAUUCAGAGGUUAGCAUAGUAACACAUAGGAGUGAGAGAGAUGCACCUCAAUGGCUAUUGCCGUUGUAUGCUUUAUUUUGCGUUUUUACCGAAUAUUACGUAUUUUGCAUUUAGAUACAGUUAAGUGAAGUUAAUGCAGUUUUCCAUCUUCGUUUUCAUGUUUAUGACUAAUUUGUGUUGUUUAUUCGUGGUUGUAAUCGAAGACAUUUAUAAAUAUAUAAAAAAUAUAUAUUGAGAAAUUAAAAGUUUUAUUGAGAAAAAAUUAUAUAUUAUUGAGAUUUCUUCAAAAAGCAUGAAACGAAAAUGUGGUAAUAGAAGGAACAAUGACGGUCGAUCAAAAUUACAAAGACAACAAGAGCAACUGGGUGCGGAAUAUCUUCAUAUAAAGAAAUUUAAGACGGAUUCGCAAAUUUUAUGUCAAAUUUGCCAAAGCGCCUUUACCAUUUCCUCAGGCGGAAAAAAUGACAUUGUCAGACAUAAUGCUUCGGAAAAGCACAAAAAUGCUCUAAAAGAAGCUGCAUCUUCCAGUCAGGUAACAGAUUUCUUCAAAACAAAGAACGUUUUCGGGUCUAAAGAAAAGGAACUUGCCGCCGCAGAAGCUGUACUUAGUUAUCAUACUAUCACUCACAACCAUAGUUUCAGAUCAAUGGAUUGUACUAGUAGACUUGUACAAAUUCUUUUCGAAAAAAAAUUUGCAUGUAAAAGAACAAAGACUGAAGCUAUCGUUGUGAAUGUUCUAGCACCGCAUGCUCAAAUGAAUUUAAAAACAGAAUUGUCGUCUGCGUCUUACGUUUCUAUUUAUACAGACUCGUCGAAUCAUAAAGAUUUGAAACUUUUUCCAAUUCUGGUUAGAUAUUUCGCUCCAAAAGUGGGAACUCAAAUAAAAAUUUUAGACCUUGCAGCUCUUCCUGGGGAAACUUCUGACAUAAUUGUAACGUAUUUGCUAGACCGAUUAGAGAAUCACGAAUUAAAAGAAAAAUUAGCCGGUUAUUGCGCUGACAAUACUAACGCUAAUUUCGGAGGUCGAGCUAGACAAGGCAAAAACAAUGUAUUUUUCAAAUUGAAAGACAAACUUAGUCAAAAUAUUAUCGGAGUCGGUUGUACUGCACACAUCGUACACAAUACAGUUAAAUCCGCUGCAGAUUUGUUACCAAUUGAUAUUGAGAACAUUGUAGUCAAAAUAUAUUCGCGCUUUUAUAUUUAUACAGUCAGAGUCGAGUCACUUAAAGAAUUUUGCGAAGAAGUUGACAUUGAGUAUAAGAAGCUUUUAGGGUACAGUAAUACUCGUUGGUUAGCUCUUUUACCGGCAGUAGAGCGAAUUCUUAAAUUGUUUAACGCGUUGAAAUCUUAUUUUUUGUCUUUAGACAAAUGUCCAAAUGAUAUUCGAAAUUUUUUUAACGAUGAAUCGUCCGAGUUAUGGUUACUUUUUAUUCACAAUCAGGCUGCGUUAUUUUCUAACACUGUUGUUAAUCUCGAAGGACAAAAAGUAACAAUUAUGGAAACAUGUCGAAUUAUCAAUGAUUUAAAAAGAAAAUUAAGUGACCGGGAAGAAAAUGGUUUUCUGCCACUUACGAUGCGACAAAAAUUGAACUUUUUAAUCGAAGAGGGACAAAUAAAUGAGGAGUGGUUUAAAUCGCAAGUAAAAUUGUUUUACAACAACUGUCUAAGUUAUUUAGAUAGUUGGUCUGAAGAUGUUCAAAUCGGUAAUAGCUUUAAUUGGGUACUUUUGUCUACAGUUCCGCAAUGGGAAGAGGUCUCGGUCACUCAUGAAGAAAUGGUGCAAUCAUUUAAUCUCGAAAUAAACGAAAACGACUUGUUCGACGAAUUGUCUUAUGUAAAAGAAUAUGUUUUAAACAAAGUUAAUAAGUGGAACGAAAAAAAAAUCGCUAUUGACCAAAGAUGGGUUGAAAUAUUUCAACACUUUGAAUCACAACAUGUACCAUAUGUUAACAUUGUUAAACUUGUGGAAUAUUGCCUAUGUCUUCCUGGAACAAAUGCUCCUACGGAAAGAGUUUUUUCGGGAAUAAAUCAAAUUUGGACUUCGGAAAAGUCUCAGUUAUCCGUUGAAACAUUAAAAAAUACCCUGUUUGUCAAAUAUAAUUUGGAAGGAUCUUGCGAAGAAUUUUAUAAUUUUGUCGAAAGUAAGGAAGACAUUCUAAGACAAAUUCAUUCGUCCGAAAAAUACGCGUAAUUGUAAUUUAAAAAAGUGAGCAUAAUUAAAGUUUAAUUGACAUUCAAUCUGUAUUGUUUCACAAUUAUUAAAUUAUUAUUUUCCCGCUUUUCCUGUUUGAUGACCUUUUUUUUUUUUUUGCUUUUCAGGACAGGGAUUUGAGCGUCCCGCAUUGGAGCUUUUUAAAAAUGGUCACCUUAUUUAUUAACUAUCAGUAAGAAAUAGAGAAAUUAAACUAACUUAUUCAAUAAACAAGAUCGAGAAGAAGAAUCUUUUUAUCAAGAAAAUUUAAAACUGAUGUUAUCUUAAGCAAAUUUUUUAUUUUUAUAAUAUAUUUUUUUUUAUAAAAUGAAAAUUCGUUGUUAAUUGCAUAAGGCUGCAAAAAAAAAUCGGUUGUCAGAAGAUCGAGGAGUCAUUUCCCGUAGUUUUUGGUGCGCUGAAUCCGAAUCUGGCAAUGAAAACCUCCCAUCACGUCAGGAUUUUGAGAAAAGUGGGGGUUAAAGGUUCCAAAAAUCACAUUUUUCGCAGUUUUUGAAAAUUUCUACAGGGCAAACCUGACGUGCUAGAGACUUGUCUUAGGACUCCAAUUAAAGCUUAAUCUGUGUUCUUCACAAAGAUACAGCGAUAUUGACAACAACAAAUUAAAUUAGCUGUCAUGAAUGAUUUUUUUAAGUUGUAAAACUCAAAAAUUGACUCACAAUGUCCGUAAAUACAACUAACCCACUUUUCUCCAAAUUCCUGACGUGAUGAGAGGUUUUCAUUGCCUGAUUCGGAUUCGAAUUCAAUCCUUUUUUCAAUUAUAUUAUAACUCAUCAAUUGUAAAAAUUCUAAAAUUGUGAUUUUUUCAUCAGCUAUAUCAGUCCAACAGGUUUUCAAUUCUUUCAAUUUCGUUUUUGAAUAAAUUUUGGAUGAUUGUACUCCUUUUUCUGAUUGACCACCUACAAUACGCUCGUGGUUUGUAUAAAUGCGGGACUGCAAUGCAAGCAUCGAUUUUUAAGUUUCACAACUUGAAAAAAUCAUUUUUGACAGUUGAUUAAGACAAGUCUCUAGCUCGUCGGGUUUGCCUGCUAGAAAUUUUCAAAAACUGCCAAAAACGAGUAUAUUGCAAACAAAUUUUGUUAAUUACAAGGAUGAAAAUAUUAAUAUUAGUUUUUACUCUCCAACGGAAAACUGAUAUAAAUCUUUAAUUUUCAGCACAACUUUAUACGUGGCAUCAAGAAAAAGCAUUUUAUUGUCAGCGAUUAUUAUUUUAGUAACUAUAUAAAAACAUUAUUGAAAAAAAAUUAAUGUCAUUUUUAUUCCAUCUAUGCAUCGGUGACCUCAUUCUGCGAAGUGACAUUCCUUGUAAUGCUUUUGGGUGACUGUACAAAAAAUUGAGAGAGCGGUUAUACUUUACUUGCAUACGCAUGGUAUUUUUCGAAAAAGUUUUGUAUGAAUACGAUAAAGACCUUUGCAUAAACUAGAAUAUUUAUAUACAAGAAAAAUUUGAUUUUUAAAAAUUUCAUUAUUGAAACAUAAGCUUUUAUUUAAGUUCUUUAAGGGCAAGUCCAACAUGUCAAAUGUAAACAAACCAUGCACAUUUUUUCGCACUUCUUAUUUGAAUAGGAAAUGAAAAUUUGUUACUUUCUUUGUGAAAAUGGUAAAUUUAAGUAUUAGGCUUGGUUACUAUACUUUAAUGAACUAAUUAUU